This is a messenger RNA of Drosophila arizonae, 841 nucleotides long. RefSeq names its product Enhancer of split m5, helix-loop-helix (gene E(spl)m5-HLH). NCBI's taxonomy places the organism in Eukaryota, Metazoa, Arthropoda, Insecta, Diptera, Drosophilidae. Gene Ontology annotation, molecular function: DNA binding; protein dimerization activity. Gene Ontology annotation, biological process: regulation of DNA-templated transcription. The record is from RefSeq and is a predicted model, not a curated record.
CCUGCAAGUCGUGCACAGCUCAAGCAAGCACUAAAUUCGAUCUCACAACUGAAAUGGCACCACAAACCGAAACCUCCUUCGUCUCGAAGACGCAGCACUACCUGAAGGUGAAGAAGCCGCUGCUCGAGCGGCAGCGCAGGGCGCGCAUGAACAAGUGCCUGGACACGCUGAAGACACUCGUUGCCGAGUUCCAGGGCGACGAUGCCAUACUGCGCCUGGACAAGGCCGAAAUGCUCGAGGCCGCACUUGUCUUCAUGCGCAAACAGCUCAUCAAGCAGCAGGCGCCCGUCUCACCUGUGCCCAUGGACAGCUUCAAAAACGGCUACAUGAACGCCGUCAGCGAAAUCUCCCGGGUGAUGGCCUGCACGCCGGCCAUGAGUGUCGAUGUUGGCAAAACGGUGAUGACCCACCUGGGCAUUGAGUUCCAGCGCAUGCUGCAGGCAGAUCAGCCACAGCAGCAACAGCAACAACAACAACAGCAGCAGCAGCAAAGCAAAUUGGAAUCAUCGCCAAUCAGUCGUCCAGUUAGCCCAGCAUCUUCUGGCUAUCACAGCGAUGCCGAGGAGUCUGACGCAGCCGCCAGUCCACAGCCAUCCAGCAAUCCCAUGUGGCGCCCCUGGUAAACCACAAAACCAUCAACAAUCUACAACAUCUACAACUACAACUACAACCAUAACAACGAAUCAUGUCUUCCAAUUGACUCGAUGUAAACUGUGAUAACAAGAGCUUUACGUAGAUCUAAGAACAACAUACUUAUAAGAAAACCAGCUUUAAUAGUGUUAAGCCUAAUUGUAAAUAUGUAGCCAGAUUUUGUUUACUAACUUUAGGCAAUAAGCAAAUA